AUGGGACGUGAUAUAGUCGGUUUAGAUAAUGUCUACGAAAAUAAUCUCGGUGUAGUAGUCAAAUUAGCUGCCAUUGAAGAAAACUUGACAUUCCCGGAAACAUUCUUCCAAGAAUUAUUCCCAAAAGGUAAUGCCAAGAAGGAAACCUUUUUCACUCAAUUGGCUUAUUAUAGUGAAAUUCCUGUCGGAUGUGUAAAAGCAAAGCUUUUCCCUAAGAAAAAAUCAGAUAUUUUCUUGAAAGGUGUUCAUAUUGAGUUUAUGACAGUAUUGGAACAAUAUAGAGGGAACCAAAUUGGUACUAAAUUAUUGAAUUAUAUAGAGGAACAAUGUCAAUCACAUCAUCAACAUAAUGUUUAUGUACAUGUACCCACUGAUGAAACAAACAAGAUUGAAUGGUACAAGAAUCAUGGAUUUGAAAUUGAUACCGAAGUUUCUCCUUUACAAGAUUUUUUUAAAGAUUUCCAACCAAAAGGUUCUGCCGAUGCCGUUUUAUUAAAGAAACACAUUGCAUGA
Molecule: messenger RNA, 513 nt
Organism: Naumovozyma dairenensis CBS 421
Lineage: Eukaryota; Fungi; Ascomycota; Saccharomycetes; Saccharomycetales; Saccharomycetaceae
Gene: NAT5
Product: peptide alpha-N-acetyltransferase subunit NAT5
Exons: 1
Coding region: 1-513 (170 amino acids)
Biological process (GO): mitotic sister chromatid cohesion
Cellular component (GO): NatA complex
Molecular function (GO): acyltransferase activity, transferring groups other than amino-acyl groups
Source: RefSeq, a predicted model, not a curated record